This is a messenger RNA of Manduca sexta (tobacco hornworm), 710 nucleotides long. RefSeq names its product 60S ribosomal protein L21-like (gene RpL21). Gene Ontology annotation, cellular component: cytosolic large ribosomal subunit; ribosome. The record is from RefSeq and is a predicted model, not a curated record. Gene Ontology annotation, molecular function: structural constituent of ribosome. NCBI's taxonomy places the organism in Eukaryota, Metazoa, Arthropoda, Insecta, Lepidoptera, Sphingidae. Gene Ontology annotation, biological process: translation. The transcript has 3 exons. The coding region runs from base 208 to 687 and encodes 159 amino acids.
UUAAUUGUUGUUUUCCUCGCGAUAAUAUAAUUGAUAUUUGCUACAUUCUCCAUCCAUCUUAAAACUUUUUAUUAAAUUCCUCCUCCAAGAUUGAUAUAGUGACGUUCCUUUGAUUUUCGUAUUAUCUAUGUUUUUUGUAUAGACUUACAUCCAUAGAUAAAGUUAACCUCUUUCUUGAUCCGUCAAGCUUUGUAACAAGGCUGAAAAAUGACGAACUCCAAGGGUUAUCGCCGUGGUACCAGGGACCUGUUCGCCCGCAGGUUCCGCACACAUGGAACUAUCCCGCUCUCCACGUACAUGAAAGUGUACAAAGUUGGAGACAUCGUUGACAUCAGGGGUAAUGGUGCAGUCCAAAAAGGUAUGCCACACAAAGUGUACCACGGCAAGACUGGCCGCGUCUACAACGUCACAGCGCACGCUCUCGGCGUAAUCGUGAACAAGCGUGUGCGCGGGCGCAUCCUACCUAAGCGCAUCAACAUCCGCAUUGAGCACGUCAAGCACUCCAAGUGCAGACAGGACUUCCUCAAGAGGGUGAAGGAAAACGAAAGGUUGCUGAAGGAAGCUAAGGCGGCCGGCAAAGUUGUUCACCUGAAGAGACAGCCCGCUCCCCCCAAAGCAGCGCACAUCGUCAGCGGUGCGGAGAAACCGGUGCUGUUAGCGCCGAUCCCGUACGAAUUCGUAGCGUAAACGGAAUAAAGUAUUUUUAAGAA